AUGUUUUUGCGUACAUUCAGUAUGAAAAUGAAGAUGUCAUUGAUUCGGCGAGGAUUCAGCACAAGCACUUCUGUCUCUGACAAUAUUGUUGCUUCCGUCCUCUUUGAAAGACUACCUGUUGUCAUUCCCAAAAUUGAUCCAACUGUUUAUGCUUUUCAAGAAUUCUCGUUUCGAUGGCGACAGCAAUAUCGACGCAGAUAUCCUGAUGAAUUUCUAGACAAAUCUGAUGCAAGGGGGAAAGGUGAUUAUCAGAUUGACUAUGUGCCAGCACCACGAAUCACUGAAGCUGACAAAAACAAUGAUCGAAGGUCAUUGCAAAGAGCUCUUGACCGAAGACUCUACCUUCUUCUCUAUGGUAAUGUAUACGGGGCUCCAAGCGGAAAGUCUGUGUGGCAUUUUCCAGAGAAAGUUUAUGAAUCAGAGGACACCAUACGCAAUUGUGCAGAGUCUGCAUUGAAAUCAGUCAUAGGAGAUCUUUCUAAUACAAACUUUGUUGGAAAUGCUCCAAUGGCCCAUAUGGUUGUUCAGCCUACAGAAGACUUGUCCAAAUUCACAUCUUUUAAGAAAUUCUUCUUCAAGUCACAGGUAAUUGCUAAAAACAAGUUCGAUAUCGGAAAAUGUGGUUUUGUUUGGGUGGCGAAAGAAGAAUUGAUGGAGUAUUUUCCCGAGCAAGCUGAGUUUUUUAACAAGAUGAUCAUUAGCUGAUGACAUUGGAGUACUGUUGUUUAAUUGAAAUGAUUGCAAAUUAGUUCAUAGAAUAGCAGCGGAGGUCCUUGAAAGAAGAUCAAGUUUAAUAAAGUUUCUGGGCACAACAGAAGUCUUCCAUUUAAAGUUAAACGCAACAUCUCAAAUUUUGGAGGCUGGGUUAAUGGAUGCUGGAAAGCUAAUGUUUAAGAACCUUUUUUACUUGUCAUCUCAUCUGCAUUUUCUCCAAGUUGUACUGUAAUAAAUAAAUUACCAUGGUGACUGUGAUGUUGAGAAUACGUUGUCCAUUUUUGUUUAUAAAGUCCUGUUUGGAUAUCUAUCUUAUCAA
Molecule: messenger RNA, 1033 nt
Organism: Gastrolobium bilobum
Lineage: Eukaryota; Viridiplantae; Streptophyta; Magnoliopsida; Fabales; Fabaceae
Cellular component (GO): mitochondrial large ribosomal subunit
Molecular function (GO): structural constituent of ribosome
Source: RefSeq, a predicted model, not a curated record